GCAUCUCGCGUCUUUGUUCCUGCCUUGUGAGGUCAGGCAACAUCGUCUGUUUCGUCAUUGUACCAGCUAAUUUGGGGAGAACUCUGCAGUUCCCAGCAUUGUUCCAGUGUCUCGUUGACCCGUUCUGCUUCGAAGAUAGUUCACCUCUGCAACAAUGGAGACAGUUUCAGACGAACAGUUGGCCAAAACGCAAGCGACACCACAGAUCAAUGUUGUGGUUGAGUUCUCUGGUGGACUAGAAAUGCUCUUCUCAGACAAAAGGCAUCACGAGUUGUCUCUCCCAUCCCGCACGGAGGACAGCUCGCCCAUCACCAUUGCGUGGUUGAUCCAAUACCUUUGUCAGCACACGAUGGAUGACCCUCGCAGGGAGCUCUUUGUACUCGAUCAGCACCUGCGGCCGGGUAUUCUUGUGCUUAUCAACGAUGCCGACUGGGAGCUAGAGGGGGAAGAAGCAUACGAAAUCCAGGACAAGGACAACAUCCUGUUCGUCUCGACCCUCCACGGUGGCUAGAUCAGCCGACCCUGUUACCGACUGCCAAAUCGGAAGGCUCAACGGCACUUACCGUCGCGCGUCUAGCCUGAUGGUCAAGAAUCAAUAGCGCCUCAGCAUGA
Microdochium trichocladiopsis is the source of this 612-nucleotide messenger RNA. Its product is annotated as ubiquitin-related modifier 1. Gene Ontology annotation, cellular component: cytoplasm; nucleus. Lineage: Eukaryota; Fungi; Ascomycota; Sordariomycetes; Xylariales; Microdochiaceae. Bases 155 to 511 code for a protein of 118 amino acids. The transcript is spliced from 3 exons. The record is from RefSeq and is a predicted model, not a curated record. Gene Ontology annotation, molecular function: protein tag activity. Gene Ontology annotation, biological process: protein urmylation; tRNA thio-modification.